Molecule: messenger RNA, 2466 nt
Organism: Coffea eugenioides
Lineage: Eukaryota; Viridiplantae; Streptophyta; Magnoliopsida; Gentianales; Rubiaceae
Product: disease resistance protein At4g27190-like
Exons: 2
Coding region: 1-2466 (821 amino acids)
Biological process (GO): defense response to other organism
Molecular function (GO): ADP binding
Source: RefSeq, a predicted model, not a curated record
AUGUGUAGUCAGUCACAGAUUGGUCAAGAUAAAUUUGCAGUUUGCAGGAUGCCUGUUCCGCCGCCAGUUGGGCAAGCCGUUGCUGCUGCACACGAUGAUGCUAAAGGCUUCUUUCUGUACACAAAGCACGCAAGAAGGCAUGUCAUAGAUUUACCCCACAAUUUUGAAAUUCUAAAAGGUCAAGUGGAUGGUCUCUGUUCAGAUUGGAAGGUCCUCAAUGACGAUAUAAAUCGUCAAUCAGUGACCAGACAGAAAAACGAUAAUCAUGGAGCUUGUCGUAAUGAAUUAGAGCGGAUAUUGAAACAUUACCAAGACAACAUCGUCAACCGAUUCAUAGAGCUAGUUGGACUUGAACCAGGUGCAAACGGAGAAGCUGGAAACCAAAUCCCGGUCCAUGAAUUGUCAGCCGCUUGCAAAGGUUGGAACAACAAAUUUUAUACCAAAACAUUCUACAAACUUGCAAGGCUGGAUAAAAAAGUUUGCAGGUUCAAGACUGAAGUCACUGAACUCGAAAAUAAGAUUACCCUAGAGCAUGUAACCAGUCCGAUAAAUCCAGAAAUUGUUGUAAGACAGAGUGCUCAAGAACUAACUCAUGUGCCUUCACAUCAAGCGGUCCUUGAUAGCCUGGUGGUUUGUUUAAAUGGCGCAGGCCGCAAGAGGAUUAUCAUCCACGGAGAACCACAUGUUGGAAAAACAAAUAUUUUGAGAAACUUGAAUAACCGGUUGGUUCAAUGCCCUCCCGGCCUGGAAUUGGACUACGUCAUUUGGGUGACCUUUCCGAGUCUGCCCGAGCCAGAGGGCAUCAUUACCGACAUACAAGACAAAAUUCUUCGGCGUCUGGGCUUAACUGGGCAGAAUAGUGGAAGUGGGAAAAAUGAAGUAAUAUCUAGAGCACUACGUGAGAAAUCAUAUUUGGUGCUUUUUGACGGGUUCUCUCCAUCAAUUGAGCUUGAGGACAUUGGAAUCUCUGAAGAACACGAGCACGGGAAAAUCAUCAUUGAAGCUAAAGAUCCAUAUCUCCUGAGGAAAUUUCCAUUGGCCGAAAAAAUCGAAUUAGAGAGGUUACCAAUCCCAGAUUCGAGGAUAUUGUUUGAUAAGAUCAUUGCUGAUGAAGCACUUUGUGAAAAAAACAGCGAUCUAGGUGACAUGAUCGUUGAGGAGCUUGGUGGGCUUCCAGGGGUGAUCGUAUCCAUAGCACGAUGGCUGAAAUGCGAACAAGAAGAUUGCUGGGAAGGUUUGAAUCAAAGAUUGAAAGCAGAUUUUAAUGUCAAUGAACUUCGGGAAUUAGAAGGAGUAAAACUGGCUUUUCAUGUAAAAUAUGAUAACUUGAAAGAGAAUGAUCGAAAGUGCAUACUUUAUGCAGCAUUGUUUCCGAAAGUGUUCCCAAUUCACAUAGAUGUUUUGGUCGAAUGUUGGAAAGCUGAAGGAUUUCUACGGUGUACUGGUUCUUCAUUUGCUCGUGCAAGAAGUGAAGGAGCCAUUGUACUUGGCGAGCUGAAAAAUCAUCAUCUGUUGCAUAAAUGCUCUGAACGGCACGUCAAGAUGCCAAUAAACUGCAGGAGAGUUGCGCUUGAAACACCUUUCCCAGGGGAGGAACAUGAAACAUCAUUUGUCAAGUCAGCAGUCCCGGGACACCUAGAAGAGGCCGAAUGGAAGAAGGCUAGAAGGGUCUCUUUGAUGCAAAGUAAAUUAGUAAAAUUACCUGUCAAUCCAGAAUCUGAGUGCAUGUCAACUCUAUUUCUGCAACUCAAUUCUGAAUUGGAAAUCAUUCAGGAAUCAUUCUUCACAAAUAUGAAGACACUCCGAGUUUUGAACCUGAACGCGGGAUUGAAAUCGCUGCCCGCCUGUGUCUCCUCCCUGACAGCGCUCCAGAGUUUAUACCUCAACAAUUGUAGUCAAUUAAAACAGCUCCCAUCUGGAAUACAGAAACUCAUGAAGCUCGAAGUUCUUGAUAUUCGAGGCACCUUAAUCCGCUCUUUACCAGGAGAAAUCAGCAGUUUGGUCAGGCUGACGUGCUUGAGAUUUUCAUUGGGCCCUGGAGCGUGCAAUCCCAAUCCGGACCCAGGUUCUCUUGAAACGCAGACGUCGAAUAUGUUUUCCAACAUAUCAGCUAUACAGCGUAACAAGCUCGAGGAGUUGGCUAUUGUCUCAGAAAUCAACAAGGGAAGCAUUGACGACAUUGUUGUUCGAAUAAAAGCAGUCUUCCCUCAAUUUGAGAAUGUAACUCAAUUUGAGAAUGUAAAUAAUCAGUUUGAGUUUAUUCUUCGGAGGCCAUAUCAAUCACCUUGGCGAGAGGGAGUAAACCAUUUGAAUUCAACUGUUCCUGUAACUCAUGGUCAUGACCCAACGACCGGAAACCAGUGGCUCAGAGCAGACAACGAGGGAGCUGCUGUUGACGGACCCAUUUUCUCAUUUGAAGCAAGUACUUCAGGAACUGCGGGUGAAGUAGAGCAGGUCAUUGAAUAA